AGGGGCCUCCAGGCAGGCAGCUCGGUGGAGUCUGAGCGGCCCCUGCGGCCCCACUGACAGGCAGGAUGCUGCUCUCGCUGCUCUGCCUGGCCGUGCUGGCUCCCGGCAGCUUCCCCAAAGAGGAGGCCGAAGGUACCACCCCAGACAUCUCCAUCUCCUACGAAGUCCUGCAGGUGUACCCCCAAAGCCGCCGAGUGCUUAUAACAUGCCACGUGCCCCAGGUCCCCCGGCCCAUCACCUACUCCCUCCUGGCCAGCCGGAACACCCUGGUGGCCAGGAGGGUGAUAAACACCCCGCAGCCAGCCUACUUCAACAUCAACGUCACGCUCAAGUCCAGCCCAGACCUGCUCACCUACGCCUGCCAGGCUGCCUCUGCCUCGGGCAUCCACGGUCCCAGCACCGGGCUGCAGAUGUACUGGGAGCUGUGGGCCAAGCCAGUGUCCCAGCUGCAAGCCAACUUCUCCCUGCGGGACGGCGGGUCGGGCCCCAGCAUGGAGGUGAUCUGCCAGGUGUCCUCCGGCAGUCCCCCCAUCACCUACCGCCUGGUCAGGAAGGACGGCCAUGUCUGCAUGCGGCAGAGGCCGCCCCACGGGCAGCCCGCCAACUUCUCCUUCCAGCUGUCCCGGGCAGCGGGCUGGUACCAGUGCCAGGCUGAGAACAGGAUCAGUGCCCUGAGCAGCGCCCCCACGCUGGUGCCCCCCGGGGAGCUGCCCCUGGGACCCGCGUGCGUGCUGGCAGGCAGCCUGGUCUCCAUCGCGGCCAUCGCUUCCGGGAUGCUUGGCUGGACUAGGGCACAGAGGCGCUUGACACCAUAAAACAGGAGGGCUCGCCGCCGCCCAGGGAGGAAGAGAGGCGUGCCUGCCUGACCCAGAGCAUCAGCUCCGUUGUCAUCAAGAUGGUGACAGAAGAUGAGUGCAAAGUCCCAUGGGAGCAACUCAGGCCUUGCCUCUGGGCCCUACCGAAGGACCCAUCUUUGGAUCAAAGGAAUGCCUUGGGGUGGGGGGGGGGUGUUGGUGUAGGUCUGAGGACACAGAAGAGCAAAGAAGCGGUGUGUGCAGCUCAGAGACCUAAGGCACGCAA
Perognathus longimembris pacificus (Pacific pocket mouse) is the source of this 1080-nucleotide messenger RNA. RefSeq names its product chromosome 17 C17orf99 homolog (gene C17H17orf99). The record is from RefSeq and is a predicted model, not a curated record. Bases 66 to 815 code for a protein of 249 amino acids. NCBI's taxonomy places the organism in Eukaryota, Metazoa, Chordata, Mammalia, Rodentia, Heteromyidae. The transcript is spliced from 6 exons.